Molecule: messenger RNA, 1677 nt
Organism: Plasmodium knowlesi strain H
Lineage: Eukaryota; Apicomplexa; Aconoidasida; Haemosporida; Plasmodiidae
Product: COBW domain-containing protein 1, putative
Exons: 1
Coding region: 1-1677 (558 amino acids)
Cellular component (GO): cytoplasm
Source: RefSeq, a predicted model, not a curated record
AUGAUCGGAAUUACCAUCAUCACUGGGUUCCUGGGGGCGGGCAAAACCACCCUGCUCAAGAACCUCCUUAAGCAGAGCCGCCAGAAUGGGAAAAAAAUAGCUAUAAUCCAUAACGAGUUCACCGAGAAUAAUAACAACAUCGACAAAAUUGUAUUCAAGGAUAUAAACGAUAUUUAUAAUUUCCCUAAGGAGGACGGGGGGGCAGACAGGCGGGUGAGGAAGGGCACGAACGACCUGAACAACGAAUGGAAGAAUGACGGGCACUCCGAUGGAGAGAGCGACCAGAACGACAUAACCAUUGUGAACCGAAUCGAAAAGGAAGAAGGAUACAUCUACGAACUGAAUAACGGUUGCCUCUGUUGCUCCAACAAAAGCAACUUCGUUAAAUUAAUAGAAAAUAUCCUUUCCAUGAAAACUACUUACGACUACAUCUUCGUCGAAGUGGCGGGGGUCUACGACAACAUACAGCUGAACAACUUAUUAUGGCUAGAUGAACUAAACAAGUCUCAAAUUUACCUUGACAGUAUUAUCUAUCUUCUGGACGCAUAUAAUUUUGUGAAUUCCUUUCAAGGGGGGGAUUUAUUCCACGGGCAUGGCGCCCUGGCGGAGGCUGCAUCACGGUUCGCUUCUAUUCAGAUUCAGAAAGAAGAGAGCCUCCCUUCCGAGGAAGAGGAAGAAAAAGAGAAGAGGAGAGAGGGAAAUAUGAACCCUCCCCCCAAGGACACCUCCCCAAACGAACAACUAAUUGUGUGCGACGUUGUAAUUAUAAAUAAGAUAGACAAAAUUAGUGAACAGGAAAAAGAAAAAAUAAAAACCUUCGUUAGCAACAUGAACCCAUUAAGUCAGAUUUACCUGACCAGUUAUGCUACCCUCCCGAUGGUACAACUAACAGAACUCAAAUGUUACGAAAAAAAAAAUAUAAAAGAUAUUUUAGCUAAUUCCUUGAGCAGUCACACUGCAGAUCGUAAGGACGUAUUCCAUUACAACGAUUUUGUGAAUUGUUCACUUCACUAUGAACACAACAUUCCAUAUCUUGUGCAUCUAGGUGAACAACUAAAUAGAAUGAAAAGUGAAUUUGUCAAAAAUACAAGUAAAAAUACACUGAGACAGAUCCUUUCUUUAAAAAAAAAAAACAUUUUUUCUUUCAGAAAAAUUAACGAAACUUUGGUUUCCCUUCUGUGGGGUAAAAAUUUAGAAAUUUAUCGGGGCAAGGGUGUUUUUCUCGCCUUCAAUGAUGAUGUAUAUAGCCAUAAGAGUAAGUUAAAGCUAAACAUGUACUAUUACCAAAGUGUUGGUGAUCUGUACGAAAUCGACUUGGUUAUGAGCGACCUCCAUACGUUCUUUCCGUCUGCUCUGCAUGAGAUGCAAACAAACCUGGAAAGUGUGACAGUGUGCACUGAUAAGGAGAAUGACAAUCUCUCUGAACCUUUCAACGAUGGGGACGACCUAUCCGACAUUGAGAACUACCUUUCGGACUCCUCCUCCGGAAGCGACGGAAGCGAUGCAAGUGGCAGUCCGGACAAUUGCGGCAAUCGCCGUAACAGGGAUGGAGGAGAGUACAACGUGAAGAACAUUUUAACUGGGGGCGACGUCUUUUCGUCCUCCUUCCUCUUCAUAGGGAAAAAUAUAGAUGUGGAGGGGAUCAAGCAAAAAUUAAGUAACUGCAUGUGUGAUUAA